AUGCCUUAUAAGCCGAACAACCAGCAUUGCAAGCCUGAAGAGGCAGCAGAUACAGAAGAUGGACAGGUCCCAAGGGCUGAGCAGGAGGAGGAAGCCACUGCCACCACCUCUUCUUCUGCCUCCUCUACUGCUCUAAUCCAGGGGACCUCAAGGAAGGUACCUGUUGCAGUGGAGGAAAAUGUUCCUCUUGAUCCUCAGGGAGCACCUACUCCUCCUGUGGGCUUGGCUCUCAAUUCUCAGAGUCAAUUAAAUCAGGGCUCUGGCCAACAGGAGCAAAAUCAGCGCUCCCGCCAAGUGGAGCAAAAUCAGAGUUCCCCUCAAAGGGAACAAAAUCAGGGAUCCCGCCAUAGGGAGGUAGAACCCCUUCUCAAUCCAAGAGCACAUGUGUCCAUGUUGCGGCGUGCACAGUCCUUGGUGCCCUUCUUGAUCCUUAAGUAUAGAAUGAGAGAAUCAACAACCAAGGCUGAAAUGUUAAAUACGGUUGUAAUUCACCACGACCACUUUUUUGAGGUCUUUUCUAGGGCUAGUGAGUAUAUGCAGUUGGUCUUUGGCAUUGAGGUGAUUGAAGUUGACCCCUCUGACCACUGCUAUUUCCUUAUUCCUGCAGCAGGGUUAACAUAUGAUGGGAUGUUGGAUGAUGUUGUAGGCAUGCCCAAGACAGGCCUCCUGAUAAUCAUCCUGGGUAUCAUUUUCAUGGAAAACGACUGUGCCUCUGAACAGUCAGUCUGGGAUACCUUGAGUGUGAUGGGAGUGUAUCCUCAAGUAGAGCAUUAUAUCUAUGGAGAUCCUCAGAAGCUGAUCACUGAAAAUUUUGUGCAGGAGCAAUACCUGGAGUACCGGAUGGUACCCAACAGUGAUCCUGCUCGCUAUCAGUUUCUGUGGGGCCCAAGAGCCCAUGCUGAAACCACUAAGAUGAGAAUCCUAAAACAUUGGGUGAAGUUCAGUGGGAGUGAUAUCAGUUCCUAUCCAAACCUUCGUGAACAGGCUAUGAGACAGGAACGGAAUGCCCAAGCUUGA
Perognathus longimembris pacificus (Pacific pocket mouse) is the source of this 1017-nucleotide messenger RNA. Its product is annotated as melanoma-associated antigen 12-like. Gene Ontology annotation, biological process: negative regulation of transcription by RNA polymerase II. The record is from RefSeq and is a predicted model, not a curated record. NCBI's taxonomy places the organism in Eukaryota, Metazoa, Chordata, Mammalia, Rodentia, Heteromyidae. Bases 1 to 1017 code for a protein of 338 amino acids. Gene Ontology annotation, cellular component: nucleus. The transcript has a single exon.